This is a messenger RNA of Scophthalmus maximus (turbot), 2998 nucleotides long. It is a transcript of the gene chrnb1, whose product is annotated as cholinergic receptor, nicotinic, beta 1 (muscle). Bases 182 to 1660 code for a protein of 492 amino acids. Lineage: Eukaryota; Metazoa; Chordata; Actinopteri; Pleuronectiformes; Scophthalmidae. Gene Ontology annotation, biological process: signal transduction; nervous system process; chemical synaptic transmission. Gene Ontology annotation, molecular function: transmembrane signaling receptor activity; acetylcholine-gated monoatomic cation-selective channel activity. The transcript is spliced from 11 exons. The record is from RefSeq and is a predicted model, not a curated record. Gene Ontology annotation, cellular component: postsynaptic membrane; synapse; neuron projection.
AGGUAAUUGGAGCAGACAGCAGUUGGCCAGGCUGACCUGACUGACAGACAACAACAGUUCAAAACUCAUGCUGAAGACUUCCAGUGAGCUGUGCUGGAAAAGAGGGGGAGAGAGAAAAAAAUCAAGUUUGAAGAAGUUGGAUUAACCCACAGAGGAUCUGUUUUGAAGAAGUGGGUGGAAAAUGAGAAGCCUUGAUCUGCUCCUGCUGACAUGUUGCCUGUGCAGCCUGAGCGCAUUGGGAGGCGCCGCGGGGAUGGAGCAGGAUCUGAUGAAGAAGCUAUUCACCAACUACAACCUUAAGGUCCGGCCGGCGGCCAACCCAAUGGACAGGGUGGUGGUCCGUGUGGGUAUGAUCCUGACCUCCUUCGUUGGACUGAAUAUGAAGAAUGAAGAAAUGAGCACAGUUGUUGUUAUGAAUCUGGAAUGGACAGAUCAUCGGUUGUCGUGGAAACCAAAGGAGAACGAUGGGAUUGAGGUGUUGCGUAUCCCUGCUGCGAAAGUGUGGCUGCCCGACAUUGUCCUCAUCAAUAAUAACGAUGGGGUGUUUGAUGUGGCCUUGCACGUCCAUGUUCAGGCUUACAGUAAUGGCAGAGUUACCUGGACUCCCCCUGCACUCUACUGCAGCUCCUGUGGCGUUGAGGUGGAAAAUUUCCCAUUUGACUGGCAGAAGUGCACCAUGCAGUUCCGCUCGUACACUUACGACUCGACGGAGAUCGACCUGCAGUACGCUCUGGACCCAAAAGGCAAUGAGAUACGGGAGAUCCAACUGGACGAGUCUUACAGUGAGGGCGGCGAGUGGCACAUCACGCACAAGCCUUGCCGGAAGGUUGUGAGCGACGACCAGUACGAGGACAUGAUCUUCUACCUGAUCAUCGAGAGGAAGCCCCUGUACUACGUCCUGAACAUCAUCCUCCCCUGUAUCCUCAUCACCAUCAUCGCCAUCUUCAACUUCUACCUGCCACCUGAUGCAGGUGAAAAGAUGGGUCUGUCCAUCAACGUGCUGCUGACCCUCACUGUCUUCCUACUGCUGCUGGCGGACAAGAUCCCAGAGACGUCGCUGGGCGUGCCCAUCAUUGUCAAGUACAUCAUGUUCACCAUGAUCCUGGUCACCUUCUCCGUCAUCCUAAGCGUGGUCGUCCUCAACCUGCACCACCGCUCCCCCAAUACCCACCUGAUGCCCAUGUGGGUCCGUAAGAUCUUCAUCCACAUGCUGCCUCCUUACCUGUGCAUGCUGCGGCCCAAAGUGGAGACCCCUUUCUACCUGGAUAUAACACCCCGCCGAGUGAAAAGCAGGGUCGCCAUCAGCAAAGUGGCGGACGAAUACUUCAUCCGCAAACCUGACUCCUCUGUUCUGUUCCCCAAGGCCAACAGGUUCCAUCCGGAGGGCAUGUGCACGGACCUGAGAAAAUUCAUUGACGGCCCCAGUAGCUACCUUUCGUUACCUGAUGAGCUCAAAUCAGCCAUAGACUCCAUCACAUAUAUCGCAGAGGCUCUGCAGGCGGAGAAGGACUAUGAAGCUCUGAAGGAGGACUGGCAGUACGUGGCCAUGGUGGUGGACCGCAUGUUCCUCUGGAUCUUCGUCAUCUUCACCACCGUGGGAACCUUGGCCAUCUUCAUCAAGGCCAGCCUCCACCGCACGCCCGCCGACCCGUUCAACUGAAGCACUUGAACUUUUAAAUCUUUUUGAACCCACCGUCUCCCCGAUUCACCACCUUGAAAAAACAACACGGGAAAGAAAAAAUCAUCGGAGUUACCUGCCAGUGAUAGACACUCGGCAGUAAGUGCAUUGUCUAGAUAUGUAGAUAUAAUGCAGAUGCGAUACAUAUUGGCAAUAUAUUCUGUAAUCGUGUCAAACUAUAAUUUCUAAUACAACCCCAAAUUGAAGGUAAAGACUGUUGCUGUGUCUUAAGAUGGAUAUUUCAGUCAGUACACACACAUAGCACACUGUGCAGUACGCUCACUGGCAGAGUGAAUUUGAACAGGGUGGUAUUGUCUCAAAUCAAACACAGCCAUUGUGCAACUACUGGUAACUUGCCAAAAUAUUCCGAGUGCACUAUUGAAGUACAUACUGUACCUGCAUAUUGCACUGCCUGUUGAAUCCAAUAAUACACUCAAGAUAGCAGAGUAUUGACCCUUGGCUCCAUCGCUGCGUCAAGACCAAAGCUGACAAAAUUUUAUGUACCAGGUCAAAUUUUUAUAAAUUGCACUUGAGCAAAACAACAUGUAUCUUUAUGCUAUCUAUUUAGGGGUUGGCAUGUUGUUUGACCACCUGAGUUUCUUCAGAUAGUACGCCUUCAGAAAUGACUGCAGGGGGUUUUGUCUCAACGUGUAAAUGUAGUGCUGCAAAGAAUCACAUCAUUUGAACCCUACCAAAAUGUUGCAUUACACGUGCAAGGGCACUGAUUAUUGCAUGAAAUAAAAAAGAAAAGAGCCCAACACAGUGUUUGGAAUGCGUGACAUGUAAAAAUAGAUUCAUCUAAUUUGCUGGAGUGUUUUUCAGGGUAUCGGCCACACGGAGUGUGUGGAUCCGGGGUUUGAUGCUCGUACGUGGUGUUAACACAUAAACACCGGCACAAACCAGAUGCUAUAACGAGCAAGCUUGUGUGCCUUUCAUUUCCCUGUGUCAGAAUGUGCCGGAGCGUGACACAUGCUUUGUGGAUAUUUUUUGCCACCGUAGUAAUCCCCUUUGUAUUUUCGGCACUGAUGUGUGUGUGUGUGUGUGUGUGUGUGUGUGUGUGUGUGGAGUGCAGAGCAGCACGCCAACGCAAUUCACCACCGGUCGCACCGAUGGCCUUUGGAAUCCCCACCAUAUGGAGGACCUGUGCCUUUCAAGUUCUGCUCUCCUGCACACACAGACACACAUGGCAAACACACACCUGCCUUUUCAAUCUUGUGUUUCCAUUUUGUUGUUUGCUUGGAUUUUUUCAAAAAUAAAGAUCUGAGGGGAGGUUCGCAACUCUCUGCCGUGAGAGUCGCGAACCUUGCUCCGUCACCUGCC